AUGCAGGACCCAGCCGGUACGCACCAGCUUCUCAAUGACGUCCUCGGAGUCUUUGGCACCCUCCCCUGGGCAGGCAAUAUCCAUGGCUUCGAGAACCCGGAGCCGCUGAAGAGCCUCGCAACCUAUGUAUCAAAGGACUGGUUCAGCGACGUCAAGGUCAAUCAACUUCUCGAUUUACUGCGUCUUGAAGUCAACCGUCGACCUGAAGGCCGGGCGGUUACAGUCGAGAAUCUUGCAUUCUGGCGGUUCCUGGAGGAGGGCUAUAAGCGACGCAUGGAGCCAGGCGAAGCGUACAAGACCGAACACUAUUUCGCGCGAGCUCAGGGCGUUGGAGACUCCCUUGCCAAAGGUGUGCGCGAGAGGGUCGGCCUGAUCGUGAACUUGGACGGGUCGCACUGGAUAGCUGUUGUCGUGGAUUUUGCUGCGUCCGUGAUCCUCUACGGAGACUCGCUUCGUGGCCGCGUUCCUGAUGCGACUACACUGCAGACCCUGCGCUGGUGGAUAGGAGAGCACUCAGAUGUCGAAUUCAAGCUCAACAUGCUAGACAUCACGUACCAGACCAACACGUUCUCCUGCGGUCUCUUGAGCUGGAACGCACUUGCGCACAAUUUCCUUCCGGUUGUCUACCCACUCACCUCUGCGGCCGAUGCUCUUGAUGGACGUCUUCAUGUUCUGCAAGAUGUCAUCCGACGACAUCUGGAUGAGGUACGCUGUCACAUCAGCACAGUCAUUUUGUGCACAGCUAACACACGUACAAAUUAG
This is a messenger RNA of Trametes versicolor FP-101664 SS1, 762 nucleotides long. RefSeq lists its product as uncharacterized. NCBI's taxonomy places the organism in Eukaryota, Fungi, Basidiomycota, Agaricomycetes, Polyporales, Polyporaceae. The transcript has a single exon. Bases 1 to 762 code for a protein of 253 amino acids. Gene Ontology annotation, molecular function: cysteine-type peptidase activity. The record is from RefSeq and is a predicted model, not a curated record. Gene Ontology annotation, biological process: proteolysis.